AUGGCACUGCGCACCGGGAGGACUUGGUUUGGGCAGGUCUUGCGCAGGGUCUCUCGGCUGCAGGGCUCCUGGUCCAGGCGAUCGAGCAGUCUCUUGUGUCUCUCCGCGAACCAGGAGCAGGAUCUGGGGGUCUGUCACCACAGGGAUCACCACAAGGCGGGGGAUUUCCACCGCUGCUCCGACUCCGGCGUCCACCGCGACCACCGUCACCGGAGCGCACCUUUCUGCGCCUCCGCCUCCAGGCGCUGUCCACACGGCUUCCCCCACGCUUGCUGCGCCUUCCCGGGGAAUCCGAGGGGACAUGAGCCCCUCGGUCGCCGGUUCCUGUUGGCCAUGAAGCGGCAAAACGUGCGGACCUUGUCCCUGAUCAUUUGCACGUUUACAUACCUGCUCGUCGGGGCCGCCGUCUUUGACGCCCUGGAGUCUGACUUCGAGAUGCGGGAGAAAGAGCAGCUGGAAGCCGAGGAGAAGCGUCUCCAGGGGAAAUAUAACAUCAGCGAGGAUGAUUACCGCAAACUGGAGACCAUCAUCAUGGAGGCAGAGCCCCACAGAGCCGGGGUGCAGUGGAAAUUUGCAGGGUCAUUUUACUUUGCCAUCACGGUUAUCACCACCAUAGGCUAUGGGCAUGCAGCGCCGGGGACCGAUGCAGGGAAGGCCUUUUGCAUGUUUUAUGCCGUCCUGGGAAUCCCUUUGACUCUUGUCAUGUUCCAAAGUCUGGGCGAGAGGAUGAACACUUUUGUCAAGUACCUCCUGAAGCGUAUAAAGAAGUGCUGCGGCAUGAGCAUCACCGAUGUGUCCAUGGAGAACAUGGUGACCGUGGGGUUCUUCUCCUGCAUCGGCACGCUGUGUAUCGGUGCCGCUGCCUUUUCCCAUUACGAGGACUGGAGCUUCUUCCAGUCUUACUAUUACUGCUUCAUCACAUUAACAACCAUAGGCUUUGGGGACUUUGUGGCUCUCCAAAAGAACCGGGCCCUCCAGAAGAAGCCCCUGUAUGUGGCCUUUAGCUUCAUGUACAUCCUGGUGGGCCUGACAGUCAUUGGGGCCUUCCUCAACCUGGUGGUGCUCCGCUUCCUGACUAUGAACAGCGAGGACGAGCGGCGGGAUGCAGAGGAACGGGCCUCGCUCGCCGGCAACCGGAACAGCAUGAUCAUCCACAUCCAGGACGAGUCGCUGCAGCGUGGCCGGCGGCGUCGUGAGCCGUACCGGGCGGAGGUGACUGAUUUGCAGUCGGUCUGCUCCUGUAUGCACUACCACUCGCAUGACUUCGGCAGCUCUGGGGGAGGGAUGGGUGGCCUGGGCUGUGCCUUCUCCCAUCAGAACUCGUUCAGCUCGCAGCUGAACCCCAAUCAGUACUUUCACUCGGUUUCCUACAGGAUCGAGGAGAUCUCACCCAGCACCUUGAAAAACAGCUUCUUCCCUUCGCCCAUCAGCUCGGUGUCUCCGGGCCUCCACAGCUUCACAGACAAUCACCAGCUCAUGAGGAGAAGGAAAUCUAUCUAA
Molecule: messenger RNA, 1500 nt
Organism: Lates calcarifer (barramundi perch)
Lineage: Eukaryota; Metazoa; Chordata; Actinopteri; Centropomidae
Gene: kcnk9
Product: potassium channel, subfamily K, member 9
Exons: 2
Coding region: 1-1500 (499 amino acids)
Biological process (GO): stabilization of membrane potential; potassium ion transmembrane transport
Cellular component (GO): membrane
Molecular function (GO): potassium ion leak channel activity
Source: RefSeq, a predicted model, not a curated record